Chlamydomonas reinhardtii is the source of this 8345-nucleotide messenger RNA. RefSeq lists its product as uncharacterized. The transcript is spliced from 20 exons. The record is from RefSeq and is a predicted model, not a curated record. Lineage: Eukaryota; Viridiplantae; Chlorophyta; Chlorophyceae; Chlamydomonadales; Chlamydomonadaceae. Bases 287 to 7948 code for a protein of 2553 amino acids.
GCCACGCAGUUGAUUCAACUCAAACCUGACCUGCUUCAGGCCGGAGCGAGAAAGCCGGCCGAAAUAGCUCUUUGUAGGGACCUUCGCGGGGAUUGCUUGCUCAGAGGGGCCAGCCGGCCCGCGCGGACCCCGCAGCCCUCAGCUGCUAGGGCCGCGCUCAAUCGGAUAGCUUAGUCCGAGUAGCUAGCUAGCUAGCGAGCUUUCAGGAGCUGGCUUGACGGAGAGGCGACAGACGCCUCGCGACCUCUCGUUCCAGCGGGGCUAGCACGUAGUGCACACAGCUGCCAUGGAGGCCGACGCAAACGGAGUCGACGGCUCAGCCCUGCCACAGGACGGCGGCCAGCUGACCGCCGAGCAGUUGGCGAUGUACCAGCAGCAGCUGCAGCUGCAGGAGCAGAUGGCGGCGGCGGCGGCGCAGAUACAGCAACAGCAGCAGCAGGAGGUGCAGGACCCUAUGCAAGUGCAAAUGGACGCGGCACAACAGCAGGUGCAGCAACAGGCGUACGAGCAACAGGUGGCGGCCGCGGCAGCAGCGCCCGGCGGGGAACACCACCCCCAGCAGGCAGCGGCUGCGCCGCCAGCCGCCUCCCCCGCCGCCGCCGACCCUACCGCCGCCGCCGCUGCCGGCGCCGCGUCGCCGGCGGCAGCCGGCGCCGACGCCGAUGACGACGCCUCGGCUCGUGCUGCGGUGGCGGCGGCUCACCAGUUCCUGGCGACUGGCGGCGUGCCUGCUGUGGGUCCCGCGGCGGCGGCGCUGCGGUCGCUGCCGGUGUUCUUCGACCCGCUGGAGCUGCUGGGGCCGGACCCGGGGUCGCUGGCGGGGCAGGCGGCGGCCACGGCGGCCAUGCACCAUGCGGACGUGCUGCAGAAGACCAUCCGCUCCCUGCGCGACAUGCAGCUGGCCGCCAACCUGGCGGCGCUGGCGCACAUGCCGCCGCAGGCGCUGCAGGACCUGCUGGGGCAGCAGGCAGUCAACGUGCGCGACGUCCUGUCCAAGCUGGCCCGGCACGUGGACGCGGACAAGGCCCGCGCCAUCUUCGGCCCCGCCUACUUCUACGAGCCGCGGGCCGCCUACAACGCCCUGCUGCGCGGCGCGGCGGAGGCGGCGGUGCGCGAGCACCAGGCGCGGCUGAAGCAGUCGGCUGAGAAUCCCGGAGCUGUUGACGCGGCCGCCCAGCCGCCGGCGAUCGACCCCGCGGCGCAGGCGGCGGCGACGGCGGCGCUGCUGAUGCAGCAGCAGCUCAAAGCCAUGGGCUACAACCUGCAGGACCCGGCGGCAGUAGCAGCCGUGGCGGCGGCGGCGCGCGCGGCGGCGCAGGCCGCCGCCGCCAGCACCAGCGCUGCCGGCGCCGGCGCCUCGCCCAACGCGGCGGCGCAGGCGGCGGCCUUUCUGGCGCAGCAGCAGGCGGCGGCGGCGGCGGCGGAGGCCUCGCCGCCGCCGCCCCCGACGUCGGGGCGCGGCCGGGGCCGGGGCCGCGGCCGCGGCCGCGGAGCGGCCGCCGCGGCGGCGGCGGCGCAAGCCGCCGCCGCCGCUGCCGCCGCCGCUGCCUCGGCGCCGGCGGCUCAUCCCCAUCAGCACCAGCACUACCAGGCUCCGGCGCCGGUGUGGGGCGACGGGGGUCCUGGCGGUGGUUACACGACCGGCACGGGCCGGGGGCGGGGCCGCGGGCGGCGGCCGGCGGCGGCCAUCCUGUUGGACCAGGCCACCAGUGCGCACAUGGAGAUGGGGCACCAGAUCCCUGCCGCCGCGCCCGACCCGCGCUUUGAGACCAUGCCCAGCCGCCGCGCCGAGCCCUUUGUGCGCAACACCACAAGCUGCGGCCGCUGCGGCAAGGCCUUCCAGACCGGCGGCGAGGAGGGCGGCGGCGGUGGGGAGCUGUCUCCGCUGUGCCUGUGUGACUUCUGCCCGCGCGCCUACCACAUGAGCUGCCUCGACGUGGACUACGAGGAGCUGCGCCUCAUGGACUGGGCCUGUCCCCGCUGCACCGAGCGCAUCGAGGGCGCAGGACACUCCCAGCUCCUGCUCUCCGGCACCGCCGCCGCCGCCGCCGCCCUGCCCGGCGGCCCCUACCAGCAAGCCCUGGCGGCGGCGCUGGCGGCCGGCGGCCCCGCCGCAGAGGCCCUGGGCGCGAUGCUGAAUGGCGGCGCCGCCGGCGCGGCGGCGGCGGCGGCGCUGCGGCGCGGCACUCGGUGGUGUGAGGACGGCGGCGGCGCACGGGCGGCGUAUCUGGCGGCGCGCGCGGCGGCGCGGGCGGUGGAGCGGGAGGAGAGGGACCGCAUGCGGGCGGAGGCGCGCGGGGAGCGGGAGCGCGAGCGCAUGCGUUGGCGCACCCGCCACACGGACGACAUCGAGGUGCUGCAGGAGGAGCUGGAGGAGGUGUCCCGUCUGGAGGCGGUCAUCGGCGACCUCACUGACAAGGCCGCGGCGGAGGCGGCCGCCGCCAUCGGCGGCGCCGGAGGCUGCGCCGGCUCCGAAGGCGCCCCCGGCGGCGGCCUGCAGCCGUCGGCCUCGGCGGGCGCGCUGUCGCUGGCGCCGUCGGGCUCGUUGGGCGGCGCCGCCUCGGUUGGUGCUGGCGGCGGUGCGGGUGCUGGCGGCGGUGCGGGCCGCCGCAUCAAGGGCGCCACGGAGCAGCUGUCGGAGGCGGUGGAGCGGCGGCGGCGGCUGCAGCUCGCCAUUCGGGGGCCGCCCACCUGCUCGCUGAUGCUGUCGGGCGAGGAGCGUGUGGCCUCCUUCCUGGACGCCCUCACAGUGUCCGAGUUCAUCUCCAUAUUCGGCAUCAAGCUCACCAACAUGCCGCCGCCGCUGGCAGGACUGCCGCCGCCGCCGCCUGGCGCCGCGCCCACCGCCGCCGCGGCGGCGCUGGCGGCGGCUGUGGCGGCUGUGGCGGGGCUGCCCACGGGCGGCGCGGCGGCGCCCAGCCCGCUGCGUGUGCUGCAGCACGCGGUGUGCUGGCCGUCGGACAGCCCCGUGCUGGAAGAGCUGUAUGUGGGGCUGCUGAGGUACCUCAUCGCGCAGUGGACCCGCACCGGCGGCCCCGCGCUGUCCGGCCGCUUCAAGCGCUGGCAGCGGCUGCUGGCCGCACCCGGCUGCUGGCCCGAGGUGCUGCGACGAUACCUGCAGCUCAGCAGGUCGCACGUGACCUUCACGCCCGCCGAGCUGACCGACUGCCGCUACGCGCUGCUGUCCGACGACGUGAUGGCGGCGCACGCGCUGGUGGUGCUGGGCCGCGCCCCCUACUUCCUGCAGCCGCCCGCCUUCCACCUGCGACUGCUGGCGGCGCUGUGCAACGACUGCGCCGGCUGCGACGGAGCGCGCACCGACAUCGGCAACCGACUGGAGACGCUGGACCGGCUGGUGACCCAGAAGGCGCACCAGGACGCCGAAAUCAAGAAGCGCGAGUGGGCGGCGGCGGCGGCGCGCCGCGCUGCCGAGCGCUACCGCCGCCAGCAGCUGAUGGCGGAGCGCGCGGCGGCGGCGGGCCGACUGGCGGCGUACGGCCCCGGCGGCGCCGCCGGCGACUUGGACAGCGAUGAUGGCGGCGCGGCGCCGACGGGCCGCGGCCGCGGGCGGGGCCGUGGCAGGGGCCGCGGGCGCGGUCGCGGCCGCGGGCGGGCGUCGGCGGCUUACGUCGCGGCGCUGGCGGAGGCGGAGUGGCUGGCGGCGGAGGAGGCGGCGGCAGCGGCGGCGGCAGCCGUGGACGAGGCGGCGGCGCCGCCAGUGGCGGAAGGCGGCGAGGACGCUGCGGGUGACGCGGCGGCGGCGGACGGCGCCGGCGCGGACGGCGGCGCAGAUGGCGGCGCGCCGGCGGCGGGCGGCGCCGCCGCGGCAGGGGCGGCGCCGUCGGGUCUGGUGCCGCCUGUGCCGCUGGGGCCUGUGGGUGGUGACUCGGGCGAGGAGGGCGAGAGCGAGCCAGAGGCCGAGUCGGAGACGGAGGACCUGUACUUGUCGUGCCGGCGCAAGCGCGGCCGCAGCGAGGCCGAGGCCCGCGCCCGCGAGGACGAGUGGGCGGCCCGCGACAACAAGGCCGACGACGAACUGCGCAAGGCGGCGGUGCGCCUGGAGCCGCUGGGCAGCGACAGAUACCACCGGCGCUACUGGAUGGUGGGCGGCGCCGGCCCGCUGCUGUUCAUCGAGGACAGCUGCGAGCCCAGGCACGGCCUGGGCCUGCCGCCGCCGCAGCACAACUACCUGCCUGCCCUGCACGCCGCCACCGCGGCGCCGCAGCAGGCGCAGCUGGCGGCGGCGGCGGCGGACACCACGCUGGCGGCGGCGAGCAAGGCGGCGGUGGCGGCGGCGCACCAGCAGGCUCACGCCAUCGCCGUCGCGGCGGCGGAGGCGGCGGCCGCCAAGGCCGCCGCGGCGGAGGAGGAGGCCAUCGCCAAGGCCUUUGCUGCGGAGGCGGAGGCGCUGGCGGCGGAGGUCGGCGACGGCAGCGACCAGGCAGCAGUGACGGCCGCCAACGAGGCCGCCGCGGCCGCGGCGGCGGCGGCAGCCUCCGCGGCGGAGGCGCAGGCGCUGGCGGAGGCGGCCGCCGCCGCAGCCAAGGAGAUCCCGCCCAUCGACGUUGCGGCGGCCGCCGCCGCCGCCGGCCACCCGCCGCCAGUGCACCCCGACGCGCCGGCGCACGUGCCCUCCAUCGCGGUGGUCACAUGCCGCGAGGAGCUGGACUCCAUAAUGGAGGGACUCAACCGCCGCGGCCCGCGCGAGCGGGAGCUGUACGCCGUACUGCGCCGCAAGUACGCCCAGCUAGUCACCGCGCUGCAGCCGCCGCCGCCGCCGCCUCCCCCGCCGCCGCCGCCUCCGGCGGCGCCGGUGGCGCCUGCGGCGGCUGGCGCCGCCGCCUUUGCCGCUGCCGCGGCGGCCGCGGCUACGGCCGUCAAGGCGACGCCGGCGACGCCGUCUACCGAGACAAUGACGGAGGACGGGCCUGCGGCGCCCAAGGCGGAGGGCGCGGAUGCCAUGGAGGUCGACUCCAAAGCCGUCGGUGUUAAAAAGGAGGCGGAGGCGCAGGAGCCCGUGGGCGCGGUGAAGGCCGAGCCUGACGCCGCCGCUGCCGCCGCCACUGGUGUCAAGGCUGAGCCCGAGGCUGACGGCGCCGCCGCUGCCGCUGAUGACGCCCUGGCCACGCCUGACGGUGACGCCCGCGCCGCCAAGCGCCUGAAGCGCACGCCCGCCACCAAGCCCGACCCAGACGGCGCCGCCGCAGGUGCCGCCGCCACGUCACCCACAACGGCGGCGGCGGAGCCGCAGCCGCAGCAGGAGGAGGAGCCGGAGCAGCUGCCGCCGAUGGUGACCGCUAUUGCCGAGCUCAUGGGGGAGGGCUGCACGCCGCGCGACAGCUUCUGGCUGCGACGCGGCCGCCGCUUCUUCCACCUGCCCGAGGGCGCCACCGCAGCCGACCUAGCGCCGCUGCCGCAGGCCCGGGCCGCCAAGGUCCUCUCGGUGCUGAGCAAGGCGGUUGGCGAGCUAACCAACAUGCUGACAGGGCUCGCCAUCGCCGGGUUCGAGCUGCCGCGCCCGCCGCCGGCGGCGCCGCCGGCGCCGGUGGCGGCGGCGCUGAACGCCGCCGCCGCUGCCGCGGCCGGCGUCAAGGUGGAGGCGCAGGCGGAGGCCGAGUUGAAGCAGGAGGGGGCGGCGGCGGCGGCGGCGGGGGCGGCGUUUAUGGGCGCGGGCGGCAUUGAGGCGUGGCGCGAGCGGCUGGUGAAGAUCAGCGAGGCGGGCGACGCGUCGGCGCUCCUCUCGGAGCUGGAGCGACUGGAGGCGGUGCUGUGCCGCCUGGGCGAGGGCCUGCCGCGACUGGCCGACUGCGCCCUCAUCGCGCCGCUGGUGGCGGAGGCGGACACCUGGGAGGCCGAGUGGCUGCUCAGUGCGCGCGACCCCACCUGGCCCGAGCUGUACGAGGCCAACGUGCUGGAAUUCAAAACGGCACUGGGAGACGGACCGGGCGGAAUCGGGUACGUGUCCGGCGGCGCCGCCGCCAAGGCGGCGGCGGCGGCGUCCGCCGCCGCCGCGGCUGCCAAGGCGGAGCGGGAGGGCGACGACGGCGACGACGACGGUGCCGGUGGCGAGGGCGGGGAGGUGGUGGUGAAGAAGCGCGGGCGCGGGCGGCCCAAGACGCAGGCGGCCAUUGACGCGCAGCUGGAGGCGGAGCGGCUGGCGGCGGGGCCGCAGACGCCGGGGGAACUGCUGGUGAUGGCCAGCGUGGUGCACAGAGGCCGCGUGCGCGUGCAGCGCGAGGGGCCGCCGCUGGUGCCGGUGCCCGCCGCCGCCGCCGUGGCAGUGCUGCCUCCCACCGGGCCCGCCUCCACAGACGACCUCACGGCCGCGCUGGGCAUGGUGGUGGUGGCGCCGUCCGCAGCCGCGGAUGGCGGCGGCGCCGCGGCCGCGGGCGGUGCGCAGGAGCCCAUGGCCGUUGACUCUGAGUCCGGCGCCGCAGGCGGAACAGCUGCAGCAGGGUGCGUGGGGGUGCAGUCGGGCCCCCUGGCGGUGCCGCCCAGCGCCAAGGGCACCCACGGCCCCCUGCAGCCCGCCCUCGCGCUGGCGUCGCAGCAGCCGCGGCUGCAGGCGCUGCGACAGCACGCCGAGGCCGCCGCCGCGUCAGCGGCGGCGUCAGCCGCCGUCGCCGCCGCCACCGGCGCCGCAGGCGCCGGCAUCUCCGUCACUGUGGCGGCGGUGCCCGCCGCCGCGGCGACGGCGGCGGCGGCGCGGCCGCCGGCGGCGGGCGUGCUGCCUAGCGGGCCGCUUCGUCAGGCUGCUGCUGCCGAGGAGCUUGAUGACAGCGACAAUGAGGAGGACAAGCUGCGCAACAGCGCGGACCCGCCCGAGGGCGGCCGGCUGGAUGCGGAGCAGUUGCUGCUGAACCUGCGACUGCUCAACAUCGCCAAGGGCGCCUCCCUGUGGCGCACGGCUCGUGAGCGCGCCGCCUGGCUGCGCGAGCUGCGGCGCGCGCAGCUGGUGGCGGCGGAGGCAGCGGCGGGCGCGACGGACCCGCUGGCGGGCGCCGUCGCCGCCACCCCUGCCGUGGAGUUCGCGGCGGCGUUCUUGUCGUGCCUGCUGGCGGACCGCUGCACACCGCUCAUCAAGGCCGCCCGGAGGCGGCGCGAGUUCGAGGCCGCCGGCGGCGCCGCCGCCGCGCAGGCCGCCGCCGCCGCACGCAAGGCCAAGAAGGGCCCGGCCGCGCUCAUCGCGCUGCUCGGACCGGAGGCGGCGGCGGCCGCCGCCGCUGAGGCCGCCGCCGCGGCGCAGGCCGCCGCCGCCGAGUUUGCGGCCCACCUGCCGCACAACCCCACCCACACCUUCCCACCAGGAUACUAUGACCCGUCGCUCAUUGGUGUGGGCACGAGCACCGAGUGGACGGGUCUGUGCCUGCGCUGCGGCAUGGAGGGAGAGCUGCUGUGCUGCGACGGCGCCGGCUGCAACCGCGCCAUGCACUUGCCCUGUGCCGGGCUGCUCGACAUACCGGAGGGAGACUGGCUGUGCCCGGUCUGCGCGCGCGGCGGCGGCGCCGCAGCUGGCGGCGGCGGCGGCGGCGGGGCGGCGAGGAUGGCCGUGGCGGCUGCUGCUGCGGCGGUGACGCCUGCGGCUGGCGGCAGGGCGGGUGCGGUUGCGGAUGAGGACGCGGACGAUGAGGACGCGGAGACGGAGGAUGAGGAGCCGGUGGCGCGGCAGCGCGCGGCGGCGCCGCCGCGGUCGGCGUCUGGCUCGCUUGGCGGCGCCGGCACUGGCGGGCGCCGCGGCUCGGCGGCGGCGGCUGUGGCGGCGACUGGCGCUGCUGCGGCGGCGGUGGGAGGUGGCGGUGCUGGGGGUGGUGGCAGCGGAGGCAAGCGGAGCCGGGAGGCGUCUGUGGACUUGGGCGGGGGUUUGGUGAAGACGACGAGGUCGGGGCGGCGUGUGAAGGCGAAGGAGGUGGCACCGGACAUGGAGUGGGGGGAGGAUGACGACGAGUAGACCGCGGGAGCCUCGCUGCUGGUUUGCUGCAUUGCCAAUGUGCGUUUGUGUUCGAAGGGGAGGUGGGUGUGGGUAUGGUGGGGGAAGAGCGUGCGCGCCCCGGAAGGGCCCAUCUGUGUUUCCCUCAACACAAAAGAGGAUUUCGUGCAACAGGCGCCGGGGGCGCUGGAUUGCUGGUCUGACAGAAUCUACAGGUCAAAUGAAGGGCCGGGCAAGCUGUAAUACUGGUGAUGUACAUGCCUAGCAAGUUUUGGCGUGAGUGCGUUCGGCUGUGCUAGCACAAGCCCGUAGUUUCAGCCUACUCGGUUGCUUUGAAGGUCAGGAUCCCGGGCACUGCGCCAAUACACUGUCGCCUAAGCGCCUCACUCCCGCGCCCCGCAACCGAACCCUCUGCUUG